Molecule: messenger RNA, 3322 nt
Organism: Carassius carassius (crucian carp)
Lineage: Eukaryota; Metazoa; Chordata; Actinopteri; Cypriniformes; Cyprinidae
Product: zgc:123305
Exons: 20
Coding region: 122-3085 (987 amino acids)
Biological process (GO): fatty acid catabolic process; triglyceride biosynthetic process; cellular response to insulin stimulus
Cellular component (GO): nucleus
Molecular function (GO): transcription coactivator activity; phosphatidate phosphatase activity
Source: RefSeq, a predicted model, not a curated record
GAGGGCGUGUCCUGAAGCGAGUCCCAGCUUGUCAUUGGUUGUCAUGUGAUUGACGUGCUGACGUGGGCGUGAGCGCUCAGGAAGUUUGUAAUGCAUCGCUGUUGUGUUUGAGUCCCAGACCAUGAACUACGUGGGUCAUCUGGCCGAGACGGUGUUUGUGACCGUGAAGGAGCUGUAUCGCGGUCUGAAUCCGGCCACGCUCACCGGUGGCAUCGACGUCAUCGUGGUCCGUCAGCCUGAUGGCAGAUACCAGUGCUCACCGUUUCACGUGCGCUUCGGGAAACUCGGCGUCCUGCGCUCCAAAGAGAAAGUGGUGGAUAUUGAGGUCAACGGAGAGCCUGUGAGCCUGCAAAUGAAGCUGGGAGAUAACGGAGAGGCGUUCUUCGUGGAGGAGAACGAGGAUUUUGAGACACGGGUUCCUGUUCACCUCUGCACCUCUCCGAUCCCCACGGACGUCCCAGAAGUGUUCGAGAUGACCGAGUCUCCCUCCAGCAUCACGUCCUCCUCCAGCCGCCGCAAAAAACGCCGCAGGAAGAGAACGCGUUCAGACACGACUCUGCGAGAGGAGGCCAAUUCCUCCUCAGACGAGAAAGAAAGCCUAGAUCGAGAUUUCCUAAAGGAAGAGUCGCCUUUGGCCGCAAGUAAGUCUGUGUACUACUCGCUGACAGAGGAACCCUACGAGGAAGCGUCUGGAGCUCAGAUCAGAGACGUUCAUCCUCACUCUGAUGGAGAGUGUUCUGUGAAUGAGAGUGUGUUCUUCAGCCGUCCAUCAUCUCCUAAGAGUGAUUCAGAGUUGUGUAAGCAGCAGGAGUCUCUAGGGCCUCAGAUGCAGUGGAAAUGGGGCGCUUUUCCCAAGGUGAGUCAGGCAGAGAGGGAUGAAUCGCCAAUCACGGCCUCUGACCACUCCCACUUCCGCACUAUCCUUCGCCAAGCCUCCAUUGACGUGGAGAGCACUGACUCUACACCGAUGGUGACCGUAGUGAGACCCAAGCCUCAGAUUGGUACAACCAGCCCUGUUACAUCACAUUUCACUCACACAGCUGUUUCGUCUUCAAUUAGCACACAACUGGACCUCAAGGUCACAGAAACACAUGUGAUGACCUUUCAGUCCGCAGACGACUCCUUCCCACAGGCCUGGAUUGCACCAGAAAACACAGAGACCAAAGACUUGACCGUUAGCAGCACAGACAAUCACACUCAGACCUAUAAUAUAACCAGCUCUACAAGCACAAUGCAUGGGAGCAGUGCUAGUUCAGACACCGUGGCUCCUGUAGGAAGCCAAGAAACCUGGGGUGAAAAUAAUGUCUCGUUCACAUCCGAAAUCCAAACCAUCACAUUUGGUGAGACUCGAUCAGAUACGGUUUUAGAAGCAGAGGUGAACUCAGUGGACACAAUCAAUGCUUUACCAAAACACCAAAGCUCUGUGGGAGGCUCAGAGGAGGGGGCGGGGUUACAGACUUCACCGACCAAUCAGAAUGCAGAGCUAGCUGGAGUGACACCAGCUCUGGAGUCCAUCCUCAAAUCAGAGGAUUCAAUGCUUCCCGAGUCCUCGAAAACAACAGACCCUCAGGGCAAGAGGAAAGUCAAGCGGAGUCAUCAUUUGGGACCAUCUGAUAUCUAUCUCGAUGACCUCUCCAGUCUUGCCCCUGAAGCUGCUGCCCUCUAUUUUCCAAAGAGUGAGACGGAGUCGUCGGAUCUCGUCUGGACUCUUGGGCCGGAUCCGUGUCCUCCCUCGGGUCAGAUGUCCUCUCAGUCACUGGCCAGCGCUAACACAGACAGCAGCUCUGAAUAUCUGUCCGACUCCACCACAGACGCGCUGGACGUCACCAUGUCUCUGUGUGGGAGAGGAGACAUCAGUCAGAUCAGUAAAGAGAAGUUCAUGGAGCAUCUUGUCAAGUAUCAAGACUUUGUCAACAACCCUGGAAUUAUUGAAGACCCGAACCUUGUCAUCUGCAUCAACUCAAAAUAUUAUAACUGGGCAGUGGCAGCACCAAUGAUUCUGUCAGUUCAGGCUUUCCAGAAGACUUUACCAAAGAGCACCAUUGAGCAACUAGUCAGAGAUAAGAUGCCUAAAAAGUCUGGCCGCUGGUGGUUCUCCUGGAGGAGGAAAGAUCGGAACAAUGUCGUGGGAAGCCAAAGUUCAGAUGCAGAGGGGAAUCAGCUUGAAGCAUCGGCUGCUAUCACUGGACACUCUUCACUGAAGAGUUCUGUUGAACUCUCGAGUGAUGAGGAUGGCUCUGUCUCUAUGAGGAAGAACAGUGAAGCGAUGAACACAGCACAGUGCAUCAGUCAGAUGUACCGCAAAUCUCUGCGGCUGACCUCUGAACAGAUCGAGAGUCUGAAUCUGCGUGAAGGAGCUAAUACGGUUGUGUUCAGUGUGACCACACAGUAUCAGGGCACCUGUCGCUGUGAAGCCGCUAUUUUCCUCUGGAGCUACGACGACAAAAUCAUCAUCUCCGACAUCGAUGGGACCAUCACCAGGUCAGAUGCUCUGGGGCAGAUUUUACCGCAGCUGGGGAAAGACUGGACUCAUCACGGCAUCGCCAAACUAUAUCACAAGAUACACCAGAAUGGUUAUAAGUUCCUGUACUGUUCGGCUCGAGCUAUAGGCAUGGCAGACAUCACUAAGGCUUACUUGCAGUGGGUUAAUGAUCGAGGAACGGUUUUACCCAAAGGACCGGUGCUACUGGCUCCCAGCAGCCUGUUCUCAGCCUUACACAGGGAGGUGAUUGAGAAGAAGCCGGAGGUGUUUAAGAUCGCCUGUCUGACUGAUAUCAGAGAUCUGUUCAGUCCCGUCACACAGCCUUUCUACGCCGCCUUCGGCAACAGAACUAACGAUGCAUACGCGUAUAAAGAGGUGGGUGUUCCUGAGACUCACAUCUUCACUGUGAACCCCAAAGGAGAACUCAUACAAGAAAAGACCAAAGGAAACAAGUCCUCUUACUCUCAUCUCAGUGAUCUGGUGGAUCACAUCUUCCCCUUCAUCUGUAAAGAUCGUGCGUCCUCCUUCGACUGUCCUGAGUUCAGUCAUUUCUCCUUCUGGAGAGAGCCUCUGCCUCCGCUGGACCUCGCUGAGCUGACCUAAACACAGCUUCACACAGACACCCAUCGUCUGCUCAGAUAGACCUCUUCCUCAGCAUCUCUGCUCACUUCCCUUUCUGUUUAUCUGUGUGUUUACAGCCAAACCUGCUGUAGCAUCAACACUGGACACACACACACACACACAUGCAAGGACGCACAAUCCUACUCAAACACAUGAUACACGCUAGGCGAUGAUAGCAUAACACUACACUGAGCAUCAGAGAAGCUCUUUUGACCCACA